AGUUAACUGUGUGCGGGUGUAGCCAGCUAGCCAUGGUUAAAUUAAACGACAGCAAUGUUUAACCAUGAUUAUUGAUGCUCUCCAGUCGCAUCCUAUAAAUACCACUCGACUCUCCCUACUGGAGCCUGAGUAGUGAUUUGAAGAAUCCGGGAUCUCCUCUCUCUCUUUCAGUUUGCCAGCGUGACAAACAUUCAAUCUGCAGACGACCGAAGAUCGAAUUUUGUGACUGCUUUGUUAUAUUUUUAUCAGGCUGCCAUGUGUCCACCAGCAACUUCCCCAUCCCAUGAUAUUGGUAUUUUUUGUACUGAUAAGGAGAUAUUUAUGUGUUUGGAGAAAAUGAUGAACGGUUUUCCACCUCCAUGCAAUGUGAUUUCUGAUGUAAAUCCUUUUGAACACAUGCCUGAAAAUUUACCUGAGAGAAUUUGGUUCUACAUUAUGUCUAAGGUUGAAAAGGAUGCAAGUUUCGGAUACUGGAGGACAGAAGGGGAGGCUUGUAAAAUUUUCUCCAACUCUUCAAUUACUGCUUGGAAAAAUACACUUGAAUUCUUUGAAGGUCAAGCUCCUCACGGGUAUAAAACGAAUUGGAAGAUGCUAAAGUACUGGAUUACUUGGAAUGUCUUAUCUAAAGACAACAAUGUAAAGGAAUGCUUGCUUUGCAAUGUCUUUUUUGUUGAUGAACAAAAGUCUUAUCUUGGAAUGCCUCAGAAGAUGGCCAGAGCUGAUAUGGCUAGUCAAUCUACACAAUCAUAUGUUCGGAGGUUUGAAAACUGUACUGGACAAAGUUCUGCUAACAAGCCUCAGACAAGCGAGGAUAAUGAGACUGGAAACAGAGAAAGUGUUCCUGCUAUUCUUGUGGACAUUGUACCAGACAUUGACUAUCUUUCUGGAGGUGACUUCUUAGAAUUGGCGGACCUUCAGAUUCCACCAUCACCUUCUUCUAGUUCGGAUUCAAGUUGUGUUUCUAUGUCAUCAGGCGAAUGUUUCGAUGCCCUAGAUUUGUUGGCAGACAUAGAGUCGGAGAAACCCCUUGACUUGGUUCAAAACAAUGCUGGUAGCAAGUUAAGCGUUUUUGUGUCUUCCACACCAACUAAGAUGGUUAUGCAUCCAGCAUGGACAGGAACUUGCAAGUUACAAAGUGAAGAAUUAAACGACAAAUCCAUGACUGGUUCAGCAAUCAGCAGAAAAAUCCCAGAUGAGAAGGUUUUGAAAAAUCCAAUCGAAAAUCAGAAGCCUGAGUUGAAGAUUGAAGGUACAUCAUCAACUUGUCGAAAUCGACAUGAGUCACUAGGUGGCAAUAAGGCAGAAGAAGAAGAAGAAGAAGAAGAAGAAGAUAAGAGAGAAGCUCAUGGGAGAAAGAAAAAGCUUCGGAAGAAGUAUCUCUGUUUCAUGCCAUUUUAAGGCUCUUAUAUUUUAACACGUAUUGUUUGUAUGUAAUAAUAGAAUGAUCGUCUUUGGGCAAUUGGAAAUAGGCUAGUGCUGUUUGUGUAGUAGUUGGUUCAAAGCUCUUUAAUUUAAGACAGGCUGUGGGCUUGUGAUUAGUUAAUGAGUGCAUUUAGAUACAUAGAGAGGUGAAUAGAAACUUUAAGAUAGGAAGAAAUAGGUGACUCAUAUUCGUAGAAAAGAAGGGUUGGGAGAUCAAACGUUGUAAUUUUGGUCUCAUCGUUAAAACUUAAAACUAUAUAUGUUUUAAUAUGAUAAUGAUUUAAUAAUAAUAUUUUAAAAUA
Molecule: messenger RNA, 1724 nt
Organism: Humulus lupulus (European hop)
Lineage: Eukaryota; Viridiplantae; Streptophyta; Magnoliopsida; Rosales; Cannabaceae
Product: NAC domain-containing protein 41-like
Exons: 6
Coding region: 256-1398 (380 amino acids)
Biological process (GO): regulation of DNA-templated transcription
Molecular function (GO): DNA binding
Source: RefSeq, a predicted model, not a curated record